Acaulospora morrowiae is the source of this 1734-nucleotide messenger RNA. The record is from the annotation of a GenBank genome assembly. NCBI's taxonomy places the organism in Eukaryota, Fungi, Glomeromycota, Glomeromycetes, Diversisporales, Acaulosporaceae.
AUGGAACUCUUCUCCUAUAGUCAAAAAUGGAGUUCCGUACAGUGUUUUGACGUAGCGGCUUUGUGUGUACAAAUCGUAUCAAAGUGUGCGUGGUCAAAUGACACUCUCGAGUUGGAAUGGAAAAAGAGAUUUCUUGCCAGUGUUUUUCAUUACCUUGCUAUUAGUGAAAAAGAACAAACUGUCCUACUUGCGAUGCCCGGAGAAAUAGAUGAUUCGACUUUUAUUAAUCUUCUAAUAGGCAAUUUUAAACGUUGUGAAGAAAGGGAUAUUCGUGAAGAAGUUAUUUAUGACCUUCUGCUAGUUUGCCUCGGUUUGGCCCAAAGAAGUUCAAAUGGUGAAGGCAUGAAACAGAGUGAAGGAAUCGACGUGAAAGAAAGGGUAGAUAAAGUCAUAUCACUUAAGAAAAGCCGCGAACGAAUCGAAGCAAUUUUACCAUCAUCCUCAGAAGUUUUAUCAUCGCAAAUUAUGGAACCAGGGGAAUAUGAUUCUCGAGCAAGAACGUUUCUAUUCAAAUGCUCCAAAUAUUUAGAGGUCUCUGAAUCUGUGGUCCAGGCCUUGGAAAAAGGUUUGGCGCAACAUUUAUAUUUUAUGCAGCAACAGAAAAUCAAGGAAGAAUUGAAAGCAAGCGAGGUUGACGCCAGUAUACAAGAAUUGCAUGAUAGCGCUAGCACAAGCUUGAUCAAUCAGGAGAAGAAAAAGAAGAAAUGGCGUUGGAUGGCUACUGGUGUUGGUGUAGUCGUUGGUGCAACUGCGAUUGGCUUGACUGGUGGCUUGGCCGCUCCACUUGUCGCAGCUGGUAUAGGGGCAAUAACUGGGGCAGGGAUAAUUGCAACAACCGCUUCAAGUGUUGUAUUAAUGGCUUCGUUAUUUGGUAUUGCUGGAGGUGGAUUAGGAGGUUAUAAGAUGCAUAAGAGAACCCGGGGAUUAAAGGAGUUUUCUUUCACACGAAUUAUUAGUGACGAAGCAAUUCCUCUUAUUCCGUCAUUAUAUGUUAACAUUGUCAUUUCGGGUUAUAUCCUAGAAGAUGAUAAUGAAGUGACUAAGCCUUGGCUUCCAACAUUUGAAAAUACCGCCAAUUAUAUUGAUACCUUUGCAUUAACUUUUGAUAUUGGAAUUCUCCGAUCACUUGGACGAGCAUUUCGCAGGUUUUUGGCUGAAUCUGCUGUCAAGGUGGCCGCACAAUCUGCAUUGCACAGUACAGUGUUUGCAACUUUAGCGAGUGCUCUUUUGCUACCAACGGCACUGAUGAAAGCAGGAGAUUUGAUAGACAAUCCUUGGGCGUUAGGUGUCGAUCGCGCGUAUAAAGCUGGUCUAGUUUUGUCUGAUGUUUUGUGCGAACGGGUUCAAGGAAAACGACCUACUGUAUUGGUAGGAUAUUCACUAGGCGCCUUGGUGAUUUGGUCAUGCCUAUGCGAAUUGCAGAAAAGGAAAAAAUAUGGAUUGAUCGAUAGCGUAAUACUUAUCGGAGCACCCGUACUCUCUACACCUGUUGCUCAAUGGCAAAAAGUAGCCAGCGUGGUAUCUCGUCGGUUUGUGAACGCUUAUGCGACGAAUGAUAUUGUGCUCGGACUGAUUUACAGAAUGCAUUCAUUGAGCCUUAACGUUGCCGGACUUGGACCUGUUAAAUGUGAUAGAGUGGAAAAUUUUGAUAUUACUUCAUUUACUACAGGACAUUUAGGUUAUUGCGAACAAGGUACACUGGCAAGAAUACUAAAUGAGAUUGGACUAAACUAA